GCCCCGAGCCCAGGGUCCUUCAGGAGCCGCCGGCAAGGGGGCAACGAGGAAGCUCUUUAGAGCGUAGCCGGGAAGGAAAAGUUGAGAUUACAGACAUCCUGCACAAAUGAUUUCUUCAAAGCCCAGACUUGUCGUACCUUAUGGCCUCAAGACUCUGCUGGAGGGAGUUAGCAGAGCCAUUCUCAAAACUAACCCGCCAAACAUCACCCAGUUUGCAGCGGUUUAUUUUAAAGAACUCAUUGUGUUUAGAGAAGGGAAUACUUCUCUGGAUAUAAAAGAUCUUGUUAAACACUUUCAUCAGAUUAAAGUAGAGAGAUGGUCAGAAGGAACGACACAAGAGAAGAAACCACAAUGUGUAAAAGAACCGGUAGAAACACCUAUAAUUCCCCAAGAACCUACACGGAUGGAAAAAUCUACGGACACGGAGGAGGACAAUAUAGCUGGACCACUGUUUAUCAACAAAACCACUCAGUUCCCAUCAGUUCACGCUGAGCUGCUCCCAGAGCCCGAGGAGACGACCGGGGCUGCUCAAGGCUCCAGUUCGAAGCCCCCUACCCCUAAGGCCCUGAGCCCACCCUCGUCACCGGCUCCGGCAGCUGCCUCCGUGGAGUUUGCAUAUGUCCCAGCUGACCCAGCUCAGUUUGCCGCUCAGAUGUUAGGUAACGUUGCGUCUGUUCAUUCUGAUCAAUCUGACGUGUUAAUGGUGGAUGUGGCGACCAGUAUGCCUGUGUUUUCCGAGGAGGCGCAGAGCUCAGAGGCUGUCCACGGUGCCGCGGCGGCCACUCCCGCUGGGUAUUCUGCAGAGGUGGGGGCCCUGCAGGUUCUAAGCCAAACAUCUGUCCAUGUAGAUUUGGGUUCUAAGCCUAAAGACGAUGCAGCUGAGCCAUCAACGGCUUCCUCCUUCCCCUUGCAGGAUGAACAAGACCCUCCUGUUUAUGAUCAAGCUCCUAAGGUCCCUUUACAGGCUGAGAUUGAGGUCACCUCAUUCGUUCAUAUAUCCUCUAUCUAUAACGAUGAGCCUGUGACCGAAGGAGUCACUUAUGUCGAGCAAAUACCAGAACACAUAGUUAUCCCUUUCACUGAUCGUGUUGCUGUCGUUAAUGAGCAGUCACCACCUGUGAGUCCCAUUCCUGUAGCGCUCGAGAACGGCUCCAGCAAAGCCGUAGGUGCCAUAGAACACGCACAGCCAGAGGAGGAUGCAGAAUACUCCUCGGUGCAAACGGAGGCAGAAGCAGUUCUGCACUCCGACGCCUCUCUUCAAGGUCAGCCUGCGCCCCUCCAGGAUGCAGAGGGCUCUACCAAAGCAGUAGGCUCUGAAAAGUCUCUGCCCCUUGAGAUGGAGCUCACUGCCCUGGUCGCUGGCACUCCUGGGCAGGAGGAACCCGGGGAGAACUCGGCCGCCCAGGAGACGGAGGUCAAACGUGCGCUCUCUGGGGACUCUGCCAAAGCAGUGACUUUGGGUGCAUCUGUAAGGUCAUCUGGUGGUCCCCCCCCUCCUGUUCCAGAAGGUCUUACUGAGCCAGAAAUCGAACCAGAACGGGAAGCAGCACCCGAACAAGGUUUGCUCGAGCCAGCCAUAGCAGCAAGCGAAGCAGGACAACCACCACCAUAUUCUAACAUGUGGACCCUUUAUUGUCUAACUGAUAUGAAUCAACAAAGUCGCCCAUCACCGCCACCUGCACCUGGGCCUUUCCCCCAAGCAACCCUCUAUUUAUCUAAUCCUAAGGAUCCACAGUUUCUGCAGCAGCCACCGAAAGUUACUUCUCCAACUUACGUGAUGCUGGACGACAGCAAGAAGACGAGUGCCCCACCUUUUAUUUUAGUAGGCUCGAAUGUUCAGGAAGCUCAGGAUUGGAAACCUCUUCCUGGACAUGCUGUUGUUUCUCAGUCAGAUGCCUUGAAGAGAUACGCUGCGGUCCAAGUACCCAUUGCUGUUCCUGCAGAUCAGAAAUUCCAGAAACCCACCCCAAACCCCCAGAAUGGUAGUCCUCCAAGUGGACAAGAUGUCCCCAGACCACAAAGCCCAGUUUUUCUUUCGGUCGCGUUCCCAGUAGAAGAUGUAGCCAGAAAAGGUUCAGGAUCUGGUGACAAACGUACUCCCUGUGGAAGUUACGGUAUUGCUGGAGAAAUAACCGUGACUACCGCCCAUGUCCGCAGAGCAGAAACUGGAAACUGAUGCUGGAAAUGAUGCCAUUUGAGUCAACGUUCAAGGUGGAGUCUGCCACCCAGCGUAAUUUGUCAAUAAACUUCAUGCAAGCAUAAA
Hyaena hyaena (striped hyena) is the source of this 2263-nucleotide messenger RNA. It is a transcript of the gene CABYR, whose product is annotated as calcium binding tyrosine phosphorylation regulated. The record is from RefSeq and is a predicted model, not a curated record. Gene Ontology annotation, cellular component: cytoplasm; sperm fibrous sheath. Lineage: Eukaryota; Metazoa; Chordata; Mammalia; Carnivora; Hyaenidae. Bases 107 to 2176 code for a protein of 689 amino acids. Gene Ontology annotation, molecular function: calcium ion binding. Gene Ontology annotation, biological process: sperm capacitation. The transcript is spliced from 6 exons.